Messenger RNA from Pogona vitticeps (central bearded dragon), 4348 nucleotides. The record is from RefSeq and is a predicted model, not a curated record. NCBI's taxonomy places the organism in Eukaryota, Metazoa, Chordata, Lepidosauria, Squamata, Agamidae.
CGAAAACAGAGGAGAAGGGAAGGAAAAGGAGAAGAGAUAAACAGAAGCCAGCCAGCCAAGGAAGAGAAGGACGGCCAGGCAAACGGGCAGAUCGCGGUCGAGAAGGGAAAGGGAGGCGAAGAAGGAGAUGCUGUGAAUUUCUGCCCCUGCUCUGGGCCCGAUCCUGCUCUCCCCGGACCGUCUGUUUCGCCCACAACUUCGCGUGCGCCCCAGGGAGCGAGCGAGCGAGCGAGCGGAGCAGCGCCUGGCUUUGGUGGGGCGCCCCCCCCCUAAGACAGCGAGGCUAGGGUUGGGGCUGCCUCGCCUCGCCCGGAGCCGGGACUCUGCUCCGUCAUUGCGCCGGAUCCCAGGAGCCGCCGAGCCCGGUGGCGUUUGUGAAGGAAUUUGCUCUCUCCCCCCUCCUCUUCUUACCAUCAAGAAGCAGCAGCAUCUCAGGAAAACACAUGGUCUGUAUUUAAGAAUUGCCCUUUUCUGGUGCCUCCCUCCCCUCUCCAAAGAAGACAAAAGGAGGAAGGAAGGAAGAAAAUGCAUGAAUCUAUUUUAAAAAUACUACCAUUGCAACUAAUGAUAAUAUGACAAGAAACGCCGACUCAAGCCACUCAUUUAUUCUUUUUGCAGAAACUAUAUUCCCAAAGAUUAGAUUCAUAGACUUUUUAAGUUGCAUAUUAUGCUACUGUACUAUUUUUUUAACGUAUUUUCCCCCACUCAAUAAAAUAAAGCCUAUUGCAGCUACAAAGCACUUUAGACAGGUUUCCCCACAACAGAGGGAACAGGAAUGAAGAAAACCUGAUAUAGCCGCAACUGCAUCAUCUUUUCCCUUUUCCCUCCCCCCUGCCCUCCACUGGUCAAAUUUCAUCACAGAAUCAGAACUUGAUAGCUCUAUUGAUUGAUUGUGGAGAGUCACCUCUAGCUUUUUUCCAUGUUGAUUUAUGUACCAAAAAUAAUUUUAAAAAAGCAAAAACAAAAUGUUAAGGAAGGCUUUGGACUCCUGACCCAACAGGCUCGGAAAGAGUGGCUCAUUUUCUGCAAGAAAAGCAAUCUUCAAACCUGGCCUUUGUAAGACUUUUCUGUUGCCUGAACAAGCAUUCAAAAGUGGAGAACCGCUCUUACAAUCAUCUGGACCGCCUGAAUAUACAUUGUUUGGAAUCGAUGUGGAAUUUCCAUGCGAAUCUGGAGAGCCUCCCCUAAACCAGGAUCUGCCUUGCUCUGGAUUCUUGGCGUCCUCUUUACCCUGGAACCUUGUGCUUGGCUUCUGCUGCCAUGCUGCAUCAAGCUGCUUUCUUGUUGCAUUGCCUCCCCCUGGUCAUGGGACAGUAUGACAUCUGUAAAUCCUGGGUGACCACAGACGAUGGGCCCAUGUGGGAGUUUUAUGCCUGCCAACCAAAGGCUGUGCCCAUGAAGGACUACGCAACGGUGAGAGUAGAUCCAUCGGGAAUCACUUGCGGAAAUCCCCCUGAGAGGUUCUGCACUCAUGAAAACCCCUACUUGUGCAGCGACGAGUGCGACGCUUCUAAUCCUGACUUAGCUCACCCCCCGAAGCUCAUGUUUGACAAGGAAGACGAAGGCUUGGCCACCUACUGGCAGAGCGUGACGUGGAGCCGCUACCCGGAGCCUUUGGUGGCCAACAUCACCCUCUCUUGGAACAAGAGCAUCGAGUUGACAGAUGACAUUGUCGUAACGUUUGAGUACGGGCGCCCCACCAUGAUGAUGCUGGAGAAGUCCUUGGACAACGGGAGGACUUGGCACCCGUAUCAGUACUACGCCGAUGAUUGCAACGAAGCCUUUGGCAUGCAAGCACGGCGGGUCCGAGAUCUUUCCGCCACCAGUGCCAACAGGGUAAUUUGCACGGAGGACUAUUCUCGGUGGGUUGGGUCCAAGAAAGAGAAGAAUGUCCGCUUCGAGGUAAGGGACCGUUUUGCCAUUUUUGCUGGGCCCGAGCUCAAGAACAUGGACAAUCUUUAUACACGGCUGGAAAGUGCCAAAGGCCUGAAGGACUUCUUCACAGUGACAGACCUGCGGCUCAGGCUCUUGAGGCCCGCGCUCGGUGGCACCUACGUGCAGAGGGAGAACUUGUACAAGUACUUCUACGCUGUCUCCAACAUUGAAGUCACGGGCAGAUGCAAGUGCAACCUCCACGCCAAUUUGUGCACCUUCAGAGAGGGGAGCCUCCAGUGCGAGUGCGAACACAACACCACCGGGCAGGACUGUGGCAGGUGUAAGAAAAACUUCCGCAGCAAAUCGUGGCGUGCCGGCUCCUACCUUCCUAGACCCAAUGGAUCUCCUAAUGUUUGUGCAGCUCCAAACUUUGGCACUUCUCCCAAGGUCUCCAAACUCAUCCGGCUCAAAUCUGGCUCCGUUCCGUUGGCACCUAUUGAAACGUUUAAAGACUGCGAAUGCUACGGCCACUCCAACCGGUGCAGCUUCAUCGACUUCCUGAACCUGGUGACUUGCAUCAGCUGCAAGCACAACACGAGGGGGCAGCACUGCCAGCACUGCCGGCUGGGCUACUACCGCAACAGCUCCGCAGAACUGGACGACGAGAAUGUAUGUAUAGACUGUAACUGCAACCGAAUUGGCUCCGUGGCCAACCGCUGUAACGACACCGGCUACUGCGAGUGCAAAGAAGGCGGGGUCACCGGGCCGAAAUGUGACGAGUGUUUGUCCGGCUACUACUGGAGGCAGGGUUGCUCCCCCAACGUCUGCGAUGACGAGCUUUUGAUUUGCCAGAACGGAGGCACCUGCUACGAGAACCAGCGCUGCCUCUGCCCGCCCGGCUUCAAGGGGGUCCUCUGCGAGCAGUCGAAAUGUCAAGGGGAGACCCAGGACUGCGACGCGGCCUCUGACCUGUGCCUCAGCCCGGUGGCCUUCCUGGUGAGCACCCUGGGGCUACAGAUCCGGUUUUUGCUGAACCUCUGAAGCCCCAACAGAAGGAAGAGCUUAGCCCGAACACGGCAAGAAGUGGAAUCGAGGGCGAGAGAAGAGGCGAAGGGACGGGAGUGGGUGAGCUCACCCCCCCCCACCAGCCGCUUUUCUUUGAUCGCGCUUACAGGAAGAGCAGAAAGGUUUAAGGGACUGUCUUUCCGUCUCCUCCACCCUGUUUGGACCCCAGCUGGACAAACUGCACAUAAGCAAAAGCAGGAGUAACUAGAUGAUCCGAAGCACCCGUUGGGACGGGGGGGGGGAUAGCGAGGAGCAACUUGCCACAGCUUGUGUGUACGUGCGGAAAGAACUUGCAUCGCUGACGCCGCCUGCCGUUUCCAGGGGCCCAUCCACAAUCCACAGGGAUUCUGCCAAAAAACCCCACAAAAAACAUGCCACAGAUGCUCUGGCAUUUAGUUGCUCAGCUAUUCUACUUAAGACACUUUUUUUUCCUCCUAGGGAAAACAGCACUCCUAACCAAGACUGGCAGCUACAGAAGCCGGGGCGGGUUUGGGGCAGCCCUGGGAGACUCUAGCCGCUCUCGCAGCGUCGGCGGGCUCCCGCCCGGGGCCUCAAGUUAUACCGUUGCCUACAAAUCAAGUUGCUGAAUUUAUUAAGGUUUUUUGUACUUUUUUUCCAGUUUUUAUUCUUUGGUUGUGAGUCUCUCGUUUCCUUUCCUUUCCUCGCACUCGAGACCAGGACUAAACAAGGCUGCUUCGUACCGCGCCAAAGUGUAACGUGUUAUCCAGGCUUUGCCGUAUAGUUUACGGUUCAAAUACUUUUUUUUUUUGGUAGAGAAUUAUUUUUGUUUGGAUUACAAAUGCUCUAAAAAAAAGAGAAGAUAAAACUAAAACGAAACACUGCAGCCUCUAGAUAUUUUACCAUAAGCAUUAUGGUGUAAUAAUAAUCCCACCACAGUAAAGCAACUUAUUAAUUGCUCCUCCUAGCCUCCUUUUAAUCACCUCCCUCCUCGCCGUUGUGUGCUCAGUGGAUCUCCUUUGGCUUUAAAAAGAAAAGAAAACCAGAAUAACUUCACUAUACUCUCUCGUACCAAAGAAUCAAAAAGAGAAGCUGAGCAUUUGUGGGUGAUUGAUACCGGUUUCUUUGGAGCAGUGAGUUUCGUUUCACAUUGGCUAAUACCUGCAUUUGUUUCCCAGCUAUUUAUUUUUAUACAGGCGGCUACGAGAGGUCUCCCAGAAGUUAACAUUUUAAAAGGAAUGUGUUGCAUUAUUCAAUAUUUCUGGAUAGUCCGCACACCAUUCAUGUUAUUGGUCUGGACACACUAGUCAUUUGUUCUGUUGUGGGUUUCUAAGGUGUUAAAAUUGCCCAACAAACAAAAAAGUUCCCUCUAGCGCCCAACUCUUUUAUUGCACCUUGGAAAUACAGCGGGGCUCCCUUAUCUGUGGGAUCAGUAUCCACUGAUUCACUU